Messenger RNA from Microplitis demolitor, 2750 nucleotides. Its product is annotated as acetylcholinesterase. Gene Ontology annotation, molecular function: acetylcholinesterase activity. Lineage: Eukaryota; Metazoa; Arthropoda; Insecta; Hymenoptera; Braconidae. Gene Ontology annotation, biological process: acetylcholine catabolic process; choline metabolic process. Bases 566 to 2650 code for a protein of 694 amino acids. The transcript has 7 exons. Gene Ontology annotation, cellular component: plasma membrane. The record is from RefSeq and is a predicted model, not a curated record.
CGCUCAGUGCGGCCUGAACCGUUAGCCGGCCUACAUCGUAAGUGUCCAAGUGUGGCUGUGUUCUUAUUAUACACUAUUUUAUCAUUUUAUUUUAUUACACAGACCAUUUAUUUAUAUCGAGUAAUAUCUUGUUUAAUGUCAUUGCAUUUACUUAAAAAAAAUUUUUUUUCAUAAUUUUCAUUUUUUCGUAUCACUAAAUAUUAAUAUUAUUAUUAUAAUAAUAAUAGUAAAUUAUUUAUCGUUAUAACUAUAAAAUUAUAUUAAUAAUAAUCAAGAAAUUCCGUCCGUCGAAAUUGGUUUUUUGUUGUCAGUAACUACUGGAUUUACUAACAAGUAGAAAAACAAACAAUGAUUGAGAAUCCGGUAAUGUAGCUGAUGGGACGUAUAAUUGGAUGAUAAAUCCCUUUUUCCCGCAACAGACAGCAAUUGUUAUUGCCAGAGUGAUUUGGUCAUUGACAAUUCAAAGCCAUCAUCACCAUCCCCAUAUCAACGGAUUGGGACGUCUGGGCGUCCUCAUCGACGUGAGGCGUCAAGGGGAGCUGAGGAGAGGAGUGGCGCGAGGACGAUGGCAAUGACGAGAGGUCGAAGCGCCCUCCUUAAUAUAGAAAUACUGGUUGUAUUAACGAUUAUUGUUGCUUCGACGCUUGACUUGGGCGCGAGGGCAUCACCCUCACACAGAAGUCGCCAUCAUGCAGACUUUUCGCAUGAGGAACUUGGUCAGCAGCAACACGAAUAUGACCAACAGCAAUACGAUCAACAGCAGCAUCAUCAUCAUCAACAACAACAACAACAACAACAACAGCAGCAAACAAAAAGUAGUCUCAAGAUGACUACUCACCAGCUCGAGGAUCUCGGGGCAGCCAGGGCAGAGGCGUUUACCAGUCCCGGCGAUGACUCACUUAUUAUACAAACGAGAAAAGGCCGGGUCAGAGGUAUCACUCAGACUGCUGCUAGUGGCAAAAAGGUUGAUGCCUGGUAUGGCAUUCCUUACGCUCAAAAGCCCCUUGGGACGCUGAGGUUUCGGCACCCAAGGCCGCCCGAGCAAUGGGAUGGCAUACUAAACGCCACACAGCUGCCCAAUAGCUGCGUCCAGAUCCUCGACACUGUUUUUGGAGACUUUGUUGGUGCUACAAUGUGGAAUCCAAACACCCAGCUAAAUGAGGACUGCCUCUACGUAAACGUUGUGGUACCACAUCCCAGGCCAACGAAUGCCGCCGUCAUGGUAUGGAUAUUUGGUGGUGGCUUUUACUCCGGUUCCGCCACAUUAGACGUCUACGAUCCCAAGACACUUGUUUCCGAGGAAAACGUCAUUUUGAUCUCCAUGCAGUAUCGAGUUGCCAGCUUGGGAUUUUUGUAUUUUGGCACCGCUGAUGUACCAGGUAACGCUGGGCUCUUUGAUCAGAUGAUGGCGCUCCAGUGGGUCAGGGACAACAUCGCAGCAUUUGGUGGUAAUCCAGAUAAUGUUACGCUCUUUGGCGAGAGCGCAGGCGCUGUAUCUGUUUCAAUGCACUUACUUUCACCACUUUCCAGGCACCUCUUCAAUCAAGCAAUUAUGCAGUCAGGUUCACCAACAGCUCCCUGGGCAAUAAUAUCCCGUGAGGAGUCUAUUGUACGAGGGCUACGAUUAGCUGAAGCAGUAGGGUGUCCUCAUGAUCGUUAUAAUUUACGUGCUGUAAUUGACUGUCUUGUAACGAUUGAUCCUCUGGAUCUGGUAAAUAACGAAUGGGGUACACUUGGUAUCUGUGAAUUUCCAUUUGUACCAGUAAUUGACGGUGCAUUUCUUGACGAAACACCACAGCAGUCACUUGCCACAGCAUCAUUCAAAAAAGCAAAUAUUCUUAUGGGGUCAAAUACAGAGGAAGGAUUUUAUUUUAUAAUUUACUAUUUAACGGAAUUAUUCCGUAUUGAUGGUACUGAAGAUGUUAAAGUAUCACGGGAAGAAUUUAUUAGAGCUGUAACGGAACUAAACCCUUAUGUUAAUCAAAUAGCCAGACAUGCAAUCAUAUAUGAAUAUACCGAUUGGUUAAAUCCAGAUGACCCAAAUGCGAAUCGUAAUGCCAUUGACAAGAUCGUUGGAGACUAUCAAUUUACAUGCAAUGUUAAUGAAUUUGCAGCACGAUACGCUGAAACCGGUAAUUCCGUUUAUAUGUAUUACUAUAAACACAGAUCGGUUAAUAAUCCUUGGCCAAGAUGGACAGGUGUAAUGCAUGCCGAUGAAAUAAGUUAUAUUUUUGGUGAACCUUUGGAUCCUAACAAAGGAUAUACUAAUCAAGAAAUUACCCUUUCAAAAAGAAUGAUGCGUUAUUGGGCUAAUUUCGCUAAAACUGGAGAUCCAAAUAUGGGAGAUGAUGGCUCGUGGACGGAAGCAUUCUGGCCACAGCAUACGGCAAAAAAUCAAGAGUAUCUAACUCUCGAUACAAAUACGACAGAUGUUGGUCAGGGUAUUAGAACACGACAGUGUGCAUUUUGGAAAAAAUAUUUACCACAGCUUAUUUCCGCCACUUCUAAACUGGAGAUGUCAUCGAAAGAGACGUGCAGCGGUAGUACGUCGGGCACGGACACUGUUUUAACGCUAUGUCUGGCAAUGACGAGUCUCUUAGUAUUCUCCGGACUGCCCAUCACCAGCAUACCUGCUCGAGGCUACGUCUAGUCACUUAUAAAAAAAUUUAAUUAUAUAUUAACUCUAAGAUAUCCCUAGAUAUCAUAUUUUCUAAUAGUUAUUGAUACUCUGACUUUUUUUUUAUUUUUUU